CCGUGGCGGCGGGGCCGGCCAUGGGCAGCGUGCGCUGGGCCUUCCCGUGCGGCGCAUGGCGGCCCCGCCGCCGCGAGUGGCUGCUGGCCGCGCAGCUGGUGCAGCCCGAGGAGAAGGAGCGCAUCGGCAAGUUUGUGUUUGCCCGCGAUGCCAAAGCCGCCCUGGCUGGUCGCCUGCUGAUGCGGAAAUUAAUGGCAGAGGAGCUGUGCAUACCUUGGAACGAAGUCCACUUGCAAAGGACACCAAAAGGAAAACCUUUCCUGGCCAGUAACUUAGUUGGUAUCAACUCAAAUUACAGCUUCAAUGUCUCUCAUCAAGGAGAUUAUGCAGUCCUUGCAGCUGAGCCUGAGCUUCAAGUUGGCAUUGAUAUUAUGAAGACUGAUUUACCAGGUAGUAGCUCAAUUCCAAAUUUCUUUCACUUAAUGAAGCGACAGUUUACUGAAACAGAGUGGAAUGUAAUCAAGUCCAUGAGUAAUGAAUGGAUGCAGCUGGAUAUGUUUUAUCGGCACUGGGCCUUAAAAGAAAGCUUCUUAAAGGCCAUUGGAGUUGGAAUUGGCUUUAACUUGCAAAGAAUUGAAUUUAAUGUGUCUCCAUUGCAACUGGAAAUAGGAAAGGUGUAUAAGGAGACAAAGAUGUUUCUGGAUGGAGAAAAAGAAGAGGAGUGGACAUUUGAGGAAACCCGCUUGGAUGGCAAUCAUCAUGUUGCAGUGGCACUUGGGAAACAGGAGGGAUUUGCACAGAAGGAUUCUGAUGUCCAUUCCAUGGAGCCCAACCAACCACAAUUUACAUUAUUGACUUUUGAAGACUUAGUUGCAUCUGGUAUUCCUGUUGCACCUGAGGAUUCUGCAUAUUGGGACAACUUCUGUUCAAAGCAGGAGGGUCCAGUGAGACAGAGUUCACAUUCAAGAUAGGACUGUGUAUAAGAAAAAGAAACUUGACAAAGUUCUUAUGCAGUUAUCCUGUUUAAUUUGAAGUACGUGAAUAAGUACACAUAUGUAAAUGAAAUGUAUCCUUCUCUACUUAAGCUGACAACCUGAUUUUCAUGACACUUCAUUGGGAUUCUAAGGAAGACAUGUUUCCUUUCUUAAGGAAUUCUGAAUCAGAAGCCUAAACCAACAUGCCUUUUUGCAUCUCCUUGCCUGUGGCUCUUACACUUCAGUAAUUAUCCAGGCUAGGAACAGAAAGCAGCUGUACAAUAAUGUUGUUUAUAAUGAACAAGUGUUUAGUAUAUAAAAAUGUGUUUCCAUACUAAUUUAUGCUGAAACUUAAAUUAUGAUACUGCUUUUUCUCUUACAAAAAUUAUUCAUUCAUUCUCAGAUGGAUGAAUAAAAAAAAUGCUACAAAUUCUUAUGCUGUACAGCACUUGGUGUUUGUGUAAUGCCAGGCUGUAAAGGUCUAUAGUAGUCUUGAAGCUACAUAUGUGGAUGGGAAUUAACUUACAAAUAUUUCAUAGUCUUUUCACUUCUUAUCUUUGUUUAUUAAAGCUUCCUGUAUGCAACUUA
This is a messenger RNA of Zonotrichia leucophrys gambelii, 1502 nucleotides long. RefSeq names its product aminoadipate-semialdehyde dehydrogenase-phosphopantetheinyl transferase (gene AASDHPPT). The record is from RefSeq and is a predicted model, not a curated record. Gene Ontology annotation, molecular function: holo-[acyl-carrier-protein] synthase activity; magnesium ion binding. NCBI's taxonomy places the organism in Eukaryota, Metazoa, Chordata, Aves, Passeriformes, Passerellidae. Gene Ontology annotation, cellular component: cytosol. The transcript is spliced from 6 exons. Bases 21 to 911 code for a protein of 296 amino acids.